This is a messenger RNA of Aplosporella prunicola CBS 121167, 2030 nucleotides long. RefSeq lists its product as uncharacterized. The transcript has 3 exons. Gene Ontology annotation, biological process: regulation of DNA-templated transcription. NCBI's taxonomy places the organism in Eukaryota, Fungi, Ascomycota, Dothideomycetes, Botryosphaeriales, Aplosporellaceae. Bases 173 to 1774 code for a protein of 533 amino acids. The record is from RefSeq and is a predicted model, not a curated record.
CAGCACGCGUGCUUUCAUCUCACUUCACUAAAGCGCGUCACUUGAAUAAAUAACUCCAGGUCCCCGAGAGGCUGGUCAGCCACGCAACAACACACACGCCUGGAGCCAGGUCUCACCCACCAAUAAAGCUCCCACAACACUUGCGUCAUUCCAACGCGUGGUACCCGCAACCAUGGCGCCCGUGGAAUCAGACUACUUCAGCUCGAACCAUCUCCCUCUUUUGCUCCUUUUUGGCAAAUUCGUCAUAGUCGACCUUUGUUUGGUUCAAGUCAUCACCUUCUGCAAACGCGCCUCCAAGGCGUUGCCUCCCUCACAGACCACACGCGUACGCUCUGAGACGCGCCAGAAGAAUGUCUCCACGUUUGCAUGGCUCGCCGUCGCUAGCUUACUCGUGACUGGGUACCAGGCAGUCCGUGCCCUGGUUUAUUCGUAUGAUGCUUGGGCGCAAGAGCAUGGUGAGACAACGCCUGGGGCGUUAUGGGAUGGCUGGUACGCCGGCGAUGAUGAUAUGACAUGGCAGCUCGGCAAGUGGUGGAGGGACACUGACCUGAUCAAAGAGUUUGCGCAGCCUGCAAUGGGGACUAGCAAAGGCCUUUGGUGGACGCAGCAGUUGCUGGUUGCCAGACUUGCUUUUGCUGCUUUUCUGGGUAUCGAAGGCCAUCGUCGUGAUAUCUCCAAGAAAACCAUAGUAUCACUCUUAAUGCUCGUUCAGCUGUCUGGUCUCAGCAUUGCCCAGAGCUUGUUCUUCAUCCUUCUUUUGCUCACGCCGGUGCCUGCAAGGCCAGCGCAGAGCCAAAGCCAUGCCCGGUGGAGCCCUCAUCCGGCGGUCUACAUCGUCUCUGUGUUUUGUUCGGCGGCCUGCGUUCUAGCUAUGCCAACUUUGGCAUCAAACGGCCUUGGUUUGAUUGCUCUCGCCGGAGAUUUCACAGCCCAAUUGUUCUUGGCUACGGCUGUCAGGUUCGUGCCUAAGAGCUGGGGCAAGGAACACAGUGAUGUCUCCUCAGCGCACGAGGCAAGUGCUUCAAUCUAUCGCGGCAUUGCGUUGGUGUCCUUCGGUCUCUUCCUCAGGCGCACCUUUUGGGCUGCCUUGCUCAACUCGGGUGAUACAUACCAACGCCGUUUCAAUUUUGUCUGGACGACACAUGUCAAACAACAACGACCAAUUCUGGAGAAGCUGUUCACUGCUUCCGUAAGGAUCCUAGGCGCGGUCCACGAGGACCCUGUUGUCAGCAACAUUGGAUGGGAUGUUCUGCUAUCCGGCUUUGCACUCUGUACCUGGGCAGCUGUGAGAGGUCUAGACGUGACGGAAAUGCUCAAGAGCAUCACGCCUUGGUCAACCAAAAAGCAUCGCGCGAAUCACAAACGCGUCGCAUUCUCGCCAGACGUCAAACGAGAGAAGAGCGAGACGCCUGCUUCAGAGACGCCCGCUCCUUCGGCAGGUAAACGCGGUCGUGGCAGGCCGAAAAAGAAUGCUGCUCCUGCUACAGCUUCUGCCGCCGCUCCUGCAACACCUGCACCUUCCACCGGACGAGUCUUGCGACGUCGGACUGAGCUUGAGACACCCCGAAAGGAUGAGUCGGACUUGGAAGAUGCACCGUACGUACCGCCGCCUUCAACUGCUGCAGAGGUUGCAAGCACGGAGCGCGAGGAGGAACGAAACGACGACUUGGCGGAUGACGCUGAGGCUGCGGCUCUGGCUUGGGGGUUGUCUCUUGUCGGCGGGUUGGGAUUGAUGAGCUCGGCUGUCAUGGGCGCUGAGCUUCGUAGCAGAUGAAAGGGUUGACGGAGACGGAUCUUUUCUUUCUUUUUCUUUUCUAUGGUGGGCGUUCCACGGUUGGGGAGCAGGGAGAGGAUGGGAGUCGAGUAAGGCCCAGCUCGACAAACAUUUUGCCCAUGAUGGCACUUCUGCACAAGUACGAAGUAUAUGACCUUUUUUUUGCUGUUUUACCUCAGGCUCAGGUUUCAUGUGCGUGAGCAAUCUCGAGGCGCAUGCAGCCGCAAUGCCGGAUGACGAGACGAGGUGGGAUGUG